GGCAAAAAAUCACCCACUUAAACUUUCCCUCUCUGAAUCUCACCUUUUUUCUGAUUUUGCUCCCUCCUAAUCAAAUUCAAACCAUUUCUCUUUUCCUCUUUUUUUGUGUUAAAAUUAAACUACCCCAACUUCCAUCACUUGAACAACAAUACACGUUUUUGUUUUUAUCAAUGGCGGACCGAAAUCAAUGGCAUGAUCCACUUCUUCUAACUGACGUUUCUCGCCAACAACGAAACUCUUCUAACGGAAUCACUGAAUUGCAUGAAAGCAUGGAAAUCAUUAGUCCGCAGCGAUUUACUGAUUUGAUUAAGGGUGAUACUAGUAAUGGUCGGUCGAUGUUGGGGUUUUCUCUAACCUCACCUGAUUUGGUUGUGUGUGCUGGUUCACCUGAUAUUCCUCAGCAGAAUUCGGUGGAGACGGAGAGGGCAGCCGCCAUUGUGCUGUCCCUAGAAGAAGGCAUAAAUGGAGUUGAGGCAGAAGCUUCUAGGAGUAGCCAGGAGUCUUCCAAAUUUUCAUCAUUUUGGCACCCAGCUGAAGAUACAAAUGCGUCUGAGGUAACUGGAGAUUUCAAGAAGUUGCAAGGAGAAUAUGAUUAUCAAAAGAAGCAACUACUUGAAGCAAGGAAAGCUGUAGAAGAGCUUAAGAAGGCGAAUGAGGAAAAGAGUAAUGAGUGUCAAGAAGCCUGGAAAUCCCUGCGUGAUCUCCAAAAUGAGCUCAUGCGCAAGUCAAUGCAUGUUGGUUCGUUAGCAUUCGCAGUUGAGGGACAAGUCAAAGAAAAGAGCAAAUGGCUCUCCUCCUUGAAUGGUUUAAAGAGAAAAUUGAAGGUUUUAAAAUUGGACCAAAUCAAACUAUCAGAGGAAGCAAUGAAGUACAGGGAUUGCUUUGGAGAUGUCGAUGAUAUGAAAUCUAUUUUUCAAGCCUUGGUAAAUCAACAAGCUUCCUAUCAUGAUGAGCUGAAGAGGAAAAUUAGUGAAGGGGACAAGAAGCGAAAAGAACUCUACAACAAAGUUCUAGAGUUAAAAGGUAAUAUUCGCGUUUUCUGUCGCUGCAGGCCUUUGAAUUCGGAGGAAACAGCCAUGGGAGCUAGAGCAGCAAUUGAUUUUGAAUCUGCUAGAGAUGGAGAACUGACCAUCAGGUCUAAUGGUUAUCCACGAAAGACGUUCAAGUUUGAUGCUGUUUUCAGUCCGCAAGCUGACCAAGCUGAUGUAUUUGAGGAUACUGCACCAUUCGCGACCUCUGUACUAGAUGGAUACAAUGUUUGCAUAUUUGCUUAUGGGCAGACCGGGACUGGGAAAACUUUCACAAUGGAAGGAACAGAGGAUGCUCGUGGUGUCAAUUACAGGACUCUUGCUGAGCUGUUCCAUAUUAUCAGUGAGAGGCAGAAGCUAUUUCGGUAUGAAAUAUGUGUGAGUGUCUUGGAAGUCUACAAUGAGCAAAUAAGAGAUUUGUUAGCCUGUGGGACUCAGCCUAGUGUAGCUUCCAAGAGGCUUGAGAUAAGGCAGGCGAGUGAAGGAAUGCUCCAUGUUCCUGGAUUGGUUGAAGCAUCUGUAAGCAGCAUCAGUGAGGUUUGGGAAGUUCUACAAGCUGGAAGUAAUGCCAGGGCAGUUGGUUCUACUAAUGCAAAUGAGCACAGUAGCCGAUCUCACUGCAUACACUGUGUAAUGGUGAAGGGGGAAAAUUUGCUGAAUGGGGAAUGCACUAGAAGCAAGUUGUGGUUGGUUGAUUUAGCAGGUAGUGAACGGAUAGCUAAGACAGAAGCCCAAGGUGAAAGACUGAAGGAAGCACAAAAUAUUAAUCGAUCUCUUUCAGCUCUUGGAGAUGUUGUAUCUGCUCUGGCAAACAAAAGUCCAUAUGUACCUUUCAGGAACUCUAAGCUCACCCACCUACUUCAGGAUUCCCUAGGAGGAGACUCAAAGGCGCUUAUGUUUUUACAAAUCAGUCCCAAUGAAAAUGACUUGAAUGAGACUAUUUGCUCUCUCAACUUUGCUAGCAGAGUGAAGGGAGUAGAGUUAGGUCCAGCAAAGAAGCAAUUGGACAAUACUGAAUUUCUGAGAUACAAGCAAUUGGUUGAGAAGACUAGACAAGAGGCAAAGUUAAAAGAUUUGCAAAUUAAGAAGAUGGAGGAAACAAUUCAUAAUCUGGAAACAAAGGUUAAAGAAAAAGACCAGAAAAAUAAGAACCUACAAGAGAAGCUUAAGGAACUUGAAGCCCAGCUUUUGGUAGAGAGAAAGUUGGCACGGCAGCAUGUAGACACUAAAAUAGCGGAGCAGCAGCAACAACAAAUGCGGCAACAGUUCGAAGACCUAAACGAUACACCUAUGAGGCCACCUCUGGUAGCUAAACCACUGGCACUUAUGAAGAACACCAGUGACCAUACAAGCGAUACAUCAAAUCUGUCACAUUUUCCUUCUGAUCACAAGCACCACAAAACUCCAUCAUCUUGUCUUCUGCCAGAGAGCUUUCUCAGGUGUAAUGGUCCCCUGGAGAAAGAAAAUGAUCCUGGAACAGGUGAGCUAUUUCAGCUGCCAAAGAGAACAGGCCGAGCUUCUCUUUGUCCAUCAGCACAAAGAAUUCCUAUAUCAACUAAUCCAAGGCGAAAUUCUCUAAUACCAUUACCAAGCACACUAAUGACAGCCCACCAUCCUUCGAUAAUGCUGCCACUCUUACCUGCUUUUGAAGUCGAUAAAGAUGAGGUAGAGAAAUACUGUUCGCCAGAGGCAGUUAUGUACAGCCCCAUAGCUUCAAAGAAUGGUGCUAAGAAGUUAAAUAGUGUAUUGAGGCGAAGUCUUCACAAAAAGAUGAAAUCUCCCCUGCAGCAACACCUUAAGAAAGGAGGCGUGAAUGUAGGAGUCGAGAAGGUUAGAGUUUCAAUUGGAAGCCGAGGGAGAGCGGGACAGAGGGUGUUGUUGGGCAAUGGUAGAAGAGUGGCUACCAAGGAAGCUAAGAAGCAGAGCCAAAGGGAGAAGAAGGAAAGGGGAUGGAACUUCUAGUCUUCUGCUCAUAAAUUUCUAGAUGAUGCUUGUCAUCUGAGUUUGACUCUUGUCCACUUGUAACAGAAUCGUUUGUGAAUAUAACAUGAUAUUCAAUUUAAUUCAUUUCAUUGCAAGCUUUAA
Messenger RNA from Beta vulgaris subsp. vulgaris (sugar beet), 3113 nucleotides. Its product is annotated as kinesin-like protein KIN-14Q. The record is from RefSeq and is a predicted model, not a curated record. The transcript has 15 exons. Bases 171 to 2990 code for a protein of 939 amino acids. Lineage: Eukaryota; Viridiplantae; Streptophyta; Magnoliopsida; Caryophyllales; Amaranthaceae. Gene Ontology annotation, biological process: microtubule-based movement. Gene Ontology annotation, molecular function: microtubule motor activity; microtubule binding; ATP binding.